Messenger RNA from Misgurnus anguillicaudatus (oriental weatherfish), 11387 nucleotides. It is a transcript of the gene jcadb, whose product is annotated as junctional cadherin 5 associated b. Lineage: Eukaryota; Metazoa; Chordata; Actinopteri; Cypriniformes; Cobitidae. Gene Ontology annotation, biological process: positive regulation of blood vessel endothelial cell proliferation involved in sprouting angiogenesis. The record is from RefSeq and is a predicted model, not a curated record. Gene Ontology annotation, cellular component: ruffle membrane; adherens junction.
GAGUGAGAGAGAGAGCCUGAGAUCAGAGCGCACUCGCCACCAUGGCAGGCUCCGCAUUAGCGCUCGCGCACAGAGCUCCGCUAAACGUCAAAUCAAGCAGCAAUUUCACGCAUGCCUGACGUCAGCACUUCGAUUAGGAGAGCGCGAGAGCGACAGGCGAGGGAAAAUAAACUUCACGCACACUUUGGGAGAAACCAUUCGGCGAUCGCUGUUUUUCCUCCCUCCGCUCGGUGAGCAGGAGAGCCGGCCCGCUGCUGCAGGCAUGCUCAGCUGAAGGCUCUUGCAGUUGGAGCCGCUCGCAGCCACUGACGCCGGGCGCAGGCGAACUGCGACGGCCGCGCCAAACGAGCACCAGUGAUGGCCUCUGCUGAGCAGCUGUGUCCCCACCCGCUGCACCAGCACUGCCCAUAGGCCACACACGCAUACACACAUACACAACGCCUAUAGCCUCCCUUUCCAACACCGUCCAUACACACACACUCCACCAUGUACAGUGUGGAGGACCUUCUGAUCUCUCAUGGAUACAAACUGCCCAGGAGUGCACCUGCCUCCUCCGCUUCUGCUGCGCCUUAUGACAAUCGAAACAACGAAUGUCGUCGUGACAACGUAGAGAACCGGCCCACUGCUGGUGGUGCUGCCGGUGGUGGUGGUGCUCUGAACGGAUUUGGGACAACGGAGGGGGGAGCGGACGGCAGGACAGAAGCGGGCACCGGGGUGUACCGACCUGCGCCGGUCAAGGCUUACCCAGAAAACAACAACAACAUUAACGAGGGCCAUGACAGAAUUCAGCGGAGAUUGGAGGUUCCUGUUGCUUUCCUUGGUGACUUGCAACAACUGGGCGACUCUCUUGCUACAGACAGUGGGUUCUACGAUGCUCCCAGCCUGACAUUCUCUGAACAUGCAGAUGAGAGAGAUAUUUCAUUCUGGAGAAGGAGAGGACAGGACUUCGGUGCUCUAUUGGACUAUGCUGAUCCCAGGGAGCUUAGAGUGUCUGGAGGAUUGUGGCGAGGCCCGGUGCUAGGCGUUGAGGAGCUGAGAGCUGAGAGGCCGCUGGCACGGUGGGAGGAAGGGCCAUGGUUACGGGAACCAAUAGACUCAGGCCCAGAGACUUUACGUGUGACUGGGGAGCGAAAAUGCCAGAGCCUUGGCACAGAGGAAUGGCGCCCUGCAGUAGGGCUGGGUCGGCAGCUGUCAGAUGGAGAGGCUGAACAUUGGUCUCAGGAGCAACAACAUCGCCUUCGACCAGCAGAGGGCGGUGUUUCUGCCACAGUGCGAGCCAAGUCCCAGUCGCUCCCUCGAGUCCUUUCCCCUGAGGAUCCACACUAUGGAGAACUUCCUCAAACCAGUGCCCCAAAUCAUCCCCCUACACAAAGAAGUAGCAGCUCUGCACCAUAUGGUCGAUAUCACAGUGAGUGGCAAGCAGGGGAGAGGUGGAGUGGACAAACCCAAAGUCACGGCCCCACUGCAGUUGUACCAAAGCCACGAUUCAGCCGCCCCGUCAAACCUCCGUCUUAUGAGACUCACCAGCAAAACAGGGGGAGCUGGGAAACUCUGUCAUCCGAGCCUGUGUCCAAACCCAGGGACCGGUCAGUGUGCUUCACUCAGAAUUUUGAACCACUCAGAGACAGGUCUGGUUGUUAUUCUCAGAGUGCAGAGCCUCUGAGAGAUCGGUCCAUUUGUUUUUCACAGAGUGCAGAACCACUCAGAGACCGCUUGUUGAGCCACUCUCAGAGUGCUGAACCACUAAGAGACCGAUUUAUCAGUCAUUCACAAAGUGCAGAACUACUGCGGGACCGCUUUUUCACCCAUUCACAUAGUGCUGACCUGUUAAGGGACCGAUCACUUUGCUAUUCUCAGAGCUCAGAACUGCUUCGAGACAGGUCCAUUUGUUACUCCCAAAGUGCAGAACUUCUGAGACCAGAAGCAUAUAGGGCAGAUCUGUUUUAUCAUGAACUGACUGGAAUGGAGCCACCUGGUUACAUCCCACCUCCCUCUUACAGGAGAUUCCUGCCACCCAGAAGUGGACAGAACUACAGAGCAGACUCUGCACUUGUUCGAUGGAAGCGUGAGCCAGUAAGUGCAGAGAUGGGCCAGUGGUUUUCCAGGACCUCGGGAUUGUCAUGGUCAGAACGGCGUGAAGACCGAAGCAUGGCGGUAGUUCCGAGAAGGCCUGUGCAUCCAGGGCCUGUUGUACCAAGCCGUCCGGGACUUUUCCAAUAUGUCCAAUUUGAUGACCCGCGUAUCAGGCAAGUCUCAGGGGGGCCCUGUGGAAACUCACUAACAGACGCGGACAAGAUCCGUCACGUCAACAAAGAGCUUCCCUGCGCUGCAACUUUAGGACAAUCCACACUUGAUAGUGCCUUUCUCCCUUCACAGGGACAGAGUCUUAGCAUGGACACUAACAAACCGGCUCUCACUGAACAGGAGAACGCUAACCGCUGGCACAAGGGGAUGAACAAAGGCAGUGACACUGUAGCACCUGAUCAGAGCUGUGUCAAGUACCCUGCAGCCUUUCAAACCAGACCUCUGCAACCAAUCGUUAAAACAGAAAGAGGGACAGAGCAGCAGAAUAAAGUAGACAGAAUUGCAGACCAGGUCAAGGUGGAGGGAACAACGGAGCAGGUCAAAGUGGAGAGAGGUGCUGAACAGAUGAGAUCAGACCAAGUCAAAGGAACAGAGCAAGUGAAAACAGAUAGAGUUAUAGAACAAAUCAAAUUGGAAAAGCCCACAGAUCAAGUCAAGCCAGACAGGUUUACUGACAAACAAAUAAAGGUGGAAAGAUUAGCUGACCUUAUACAAGUAGACCGAAUCCCAGAUCAAAUUAAGGCUGAUAGAUAUACGGACAAACAAAUUAAGCCUGAAAUCAAAGCAGAGAAAAUGUCUGAAAAGCCUGCUAAAGCUGACAGAAUAUCAGACAAGCAAAGUAAAGCUGAAAGACUUCUAGAAAAACACUUGAAGAUAGAUAGGAUUUUAGAAAAACAACUUAAGGCAGAUAAAAUGUUAGAAAAACAGUGUAAGCCUGAAAAAUUUACAGAGAAGUCGAAUAAGGCUGACAAACAGGGAAAAGCAGACAGCAGUACAGACCAGAUAAAAGCUGAGAAAAACACUGACAAGGCUGGAAAAGCUGACAAAUCCAUGGAUAAAGGUUCCGCAGAGAGUGUUUCAACUGUAAAGACAGAACCAGUACAGGAACCUGAGAAAAAGAGUGUAAAAAAGAAACUCAGUGAGACUAUUUUCUGCCUUGUGUCUGUGCCACUUUCACAGUCCAGUGCUAAAUCUAGAGAUCAAAACAACAAUGAAGAGAAGGAACCCGACUCUCCUCCAAUUCCUCCUCCUCCUCCACCAAGCUCCUCUAGUGAGAACAGCAACACUCUCGGCUCCCUGCCAAACCAAAGCCUAAAAAGCACAUCCACCACAUCUACUGACUUGGAGCUACAAGCACUUACGCUAGGAAGCUCUGGAAUAGGCAGUGGGACCAGUAGCAUAGCCACAAGGAGGGCUCAUCGCAGAAGGAACUCACGCUCCAGAAUCAUUAAGCCAAAUCCACAUGAUGAGCUCAGACGGUAUUCUGGGGCUUGGCCGGGGGAUCAGUACCGUGAUCAGGAGACCCAGACAAGCCCUGAGCCCAUAAAGAGCAAUGCAAUCCCAGCACCUACAAACACAGAUGCACAAGAUGCUCCUGCCGCCCCAGAGGUACCAGCUUCUGCUGAGAGUACAACAGUGGCUCCGGGGGCUGCCACAGUAGAACAUGGGGCUUCAUCGGCUUCAUCAGCUCCAUCAGUUCCACCAGCUCCAGCAGCUUCAGCAGCUCCACCAGCCUCAGGAGCUCCCAACCCCAGCACCCCUUACGGGUAUCCCAUGAAAGGCCAGAAAAGCCUGAAACCAUCCAGCAACAGCGCCUUUUCAAGGACAGGCACCUUCUCCAAGAGCACAGGUUCUCACAGACCUCCAUUACAUCCCCCGCCACACCCUCCACCCCCACCUCCAACCCAGCCUCCAUCACAACCUCCACCUCCCCCACCAACACAGCCUCCACCUCAGUCCCCACCAUCAGAACAGCCAGAAGAGGCAAAGUCAACCACAUGCCCAAACCCAGAGGCUUCUGGUCAGAUCAUUCUGAAGCCGGUAAGUCGGCGACCUUGGGAUGCCAUUGAGGAGCUUGAUAUGAUCAAUAAAGAGUUGCAAGAUCAAGCAGGUAGGCAGCCUAGCGUGGACCAGUGCAUUGAGGAUCUAAAUGAGGCCUACAAAGAUAUAAUGGAGCUCAGCACUGCCAGCAAUAACCUUCCCAACCGUUCCUCCAUGCAAAUUCCUGAUCGUAUUAAAUCCAGGCUGUCAACAGAUCCACUUGGAAUUCCUGCAACCGCACUUCGCCCUAGCUUGGUGCCUGGAGGUGACCCAGAAUAUAGGGAGGUGAAGAGUGCCUUUUCCCGUCCAUCAACUGGGAAAAGUGUGAGCUUCAGCAAACAGCUAAGAGAGGAGAUUUGUCCUGUUCCUCCCCUUCCAGAACCAGGUUUUAGAGAUUACAAAACAGUCAUGUCCCAGAUAACACAACGCAAAGCCUGCAGGUCAGUGAAACUAGAAAUGCUAGCCCCAAGAGAGACCCAAAGAGAUGAUGAUUUCAUUGCACUUACAUCCUCAACUUCUUCCAUGCCAGCUGAGCUCCCGUGGGGAGACAGACAGCCCAUGCAGGAUGCCUCCACUCUAACCAGUCCCCCAGACUAUGAGCACAUCUGUCAAACUCUCCAAAUGACUCGUGAAUCUGGAGCUGUUAGCCGAGCUUCUGUCAGAUCAAAACCAGGGAGUGCAUUGAGUGUCGAAACCCCUCAACAUGUUCCCAUUCCUGGUAGGCCUCCAGCAGAUUCAGAGCAGCCAUGUUGUUCCUCGGCACUAGAUGUGAGACAGGAGCCAGUCUCUUUAUUCAGGGAGGAAAGAAGCUUGGGUUUUAGGAGGGUAACAAGCCAGUCUAACAGAUUCCUUAAUAAUAGGGGUGUACUGUGUAGCAUUACAACUGGAAAGCCGGUUGGAGACAAAACAGGUCUAGAGGCAAAUCCAGAGGUACCUGCUGACUGGCAGAUGCAGUUAUCAUUAGCUGAAAAACAUAUUGCUACUCUCAUUACAGGAGAGGGUUCAGCAGGAGACAUUGAUAAAUCAAAAAAAGUUAAUGUUGAUGAAGACAUUCACGGUGAGUCAGUUAAGAAUGAAGAGAGCAAAAAUACAGAGACUAAUGUAAAGAAUGAUAACGUAACUGCUCAGCAGAAACAACUAGAAGUACAAGAGAAAGAAAAGGAGCAAAUUAAGAUUACUGAAAGUCAACAAACUGAAAUGACAGAGGAUGUUAAAGCAGAGGACACCUCUAAAGAGAAGACACAAACAGAACAAGAAAAAUGUGAUCAUAAAGACCCUAAGACUGAAGAAAGAAAGCAAGAGUGUAAUGAGACCACAGAGGCAAAAAUAGAACCAGAGGUCAAUUUGAGGGUAAAUAAGGCUGCAAUGUGGACCCAUUCAGGUGUGGAUUCAGAGCUACGACCUGAAUUUCCACCAGAACACCUUCCCCUAUCCGUGUUACCUUCCACUAAUCGUAGAUUGUCUCUAGGGCUGGAUUGGGAGAUGGGUGGUUGGGAAGGGGAAAGUUUAGGCCAAGGUGGCUUCUGGUCGAAAGAGAGACUGUCUCUUGACGCUGAACAGUGGAGUAUUUGUGGGGAGCGGAUGGGUUUAGACAGUGAUAAACAAGAAGGAGGUGGUGAAAAACUGGGUCUGGGGGGUUGGCGUGGGUGUGGGAUAGACAGACAAGCUGAUUCAGAUUGGGACUUGGAUACUAAUAAACAAGAAAGUGGUGACAAAGAGGAGGUUUCAGACACAAAGCAGAAAACACUUAAUCACAGUGAAGGUCAGAGCAGUCCAGCCUCUAGCACCAAUAAAGUGCAGCAUAAACAAGACUCUGCAAAUAAAGGCAGUGAUAAGGGGCAGAGUCAAGGUUCUGAAGAACGUCAGUGUGCAACCAUAGAGAGAAGGAGCCGUGGACUUUCCCAAAGAAUAGAGGCUCUUUUUACAGCCCCGCCCGGACAUGGCUCGGAGGAGAGGCUUGCCCGAAUGAGGGAGGUGGACACUGUCUCACGAAUGAGACGCCUGAGCCUCCGUAGCUCAGACUCUUGGGAUGGACUGCAGGGGGUGGGGAGGUGGGCAGAGUUUGGGAAGGAGGAAGACUGCCCACUUCCUGGCCCACAGGAAACUUUAAACAUCACAAAGGGAGAUGCCCUUCCUUCAGUUAGCAGUGAACCUAAAGAAUCUACAAACGAUCAGGCAACUCUAAAAGAGUCCCAGGAUCCCAGCCAGGCAGAAAGGUCGUAGCUGAACCCUAGAGGUCAUCCACCUGAGGGCCAGCCUCCAGCACUGUGACCUGGCUGUCUGCUAAAUGCCUUCAUCCUCAUAUGCUACUAAAACAUCCCCAGACAUUGAAUUGCACACAUACACAUGCACAUACAAGCUCAACGUUAGACACAGAUACUCAGAGACAUGUCUCUUAUGCUAAUAUUUCCCUCAUACAGAUACAUUCUUACACGUACGUGUACGCAAACAGACACAAGGAUACUCAUUCUCAUGUAUGCAGACACUCAAAUGCAUUCAGAACACAUUUGCCACACUGAGACAUCUAAAAUGGCCUUUUUCUCCGACAAGAGCAUUGUGUAUCGACUCCACUCCACGUCCACUCUGUUCCAGCUCUGCUGGCUUUCUAAGUGUUUGCUGUUCCACUGCCAGAAGGAGGCAAGUUCCCAACAAUGCCCCCCCUCCAUAUGUUACCGUUGUCAUCAUGUCCCGUUUCUGUCAGUUCUCACUUUUGCCACCCUUUCAACCCCCAGCAAAUUUUGGCCGGUUGAAUAUUGUUAGGUGCGUUACUCAACGACAAAGAGCGAACAUCGUUGUGUUACCUAGAAUCAUACAAAACAAAAUCUCUGUCUUGCGUAAGAAACUAUAGACUGUUUGAAAAGUAUGACAGAACAAUCAGUGGAGUUUAAAACCAGCCAAAACCAACUCUGCAAGUCCUUUCCUCACAUAUUUGCAUGUUUCUUCUACCCUCAAUCUGUUUUGACUAAGACCUCAGUCGUAACUUUUCAUCUCACCAAGCUUGCAUACAUCUUAUUAAUUUUUCCUUCAUCUAGACAGUGUUAUCUUUGCGCACCGACGUUAACACCUUUGUUUGUGCCCUCAUCGUUCAACGUUCAGUCUCUCUGUAGUCAACGUCCUGUGCUACACUUCUUAAUUACAAUGACCACGAGUGAUUGACUUUACACUUUAACCAUUAUAAAUCCUUAUAUUGCAGUGAACCAGUAUUGAUCUUACAUCUGUUUGUUUCCCAUUCCUCUUGCUGACUGAACCUCACUGUAUUUUCUUUAAGAUGAGCCCCACCCUAACACUGUGUUCUGAGCGUAACGUGACACAUUUCCAAUGUUGAGCAAUUUUAACAUUUUGUCACUGAAAGUAAAAAAGCUGCAUGAAGUGACACAAAUACGGCCAAUCAAAAAAUGAAACCUAUUUACAUGUAUGCAUUUGAUAUAUGCUUUUAUCCAAACUGACUUGCAGUGCUUUUAAAGGUACAAUGUUUUUUAGCAGCAUCUAGAUUUCAAAUUGCAACCAACCUCAAUUUCAACAAUCACGUCGUCGUCUGAGACAACGUAAUAACAAAACGCGCUCCGUCAGAUCAGUUUGUUCGUUUUUAGGGCAACUGUAGAAACAUAAAGGCGAGUUCCAUGUAAGGAGACACGCUAAGUAUGUAGAUAAAAACAACUUAUUCUAGGGCUGGGCAAUUUUUUUUCUCCGAUUAAUUUAUUUAUAUUUAUAUGUUUCGACAUUACAGAAUAAUAGUAAACUCAUUAAAACUAUAGUGUACCAAUAAGAAUUAGGUUGUGACUAAAAGUAACAUGAAUAUAUCAAAACUUUUUAAUAUUAUAUAUAAUAUUAUACGAAUUUAAAGGGACACUUAACGCAGUGCCCGAAAAUAGUCCCCUGCUAUUGAAAGUUACCAAGGGGACUAUUUUCGGGGCCCUGCAAAAUAUCAUUGCCCCUCCUGCAGUCAUGUUACAGCAGCAAAGUCCUUGAUUAUUACACCAGAAUGAGAGCAUAGUUCCUAGCCAUAUCUGUCUAGAAAAUCACAAAUUUUAAUUUUCUGUCGGUCUUAGUACACAAUGUAACUACAGAAGAGUCAAGUUUUAAAUAAGAAAAAAAUCUAAACUCUUUGGUUAUUUUUUUGCGCGAUGCUAAUGGUCUAAUUCAAUGGAUUAUGCUAAGCUAUGCUAAAAGUGCUAGCGCCAGACCCGGAGAUCAGCUGAAUGGAUUCUAAAACUGUAAAAAUCAAAUGUUUAACUCUAGGGGAGCUGGAAAAUUAGCAUAUUUUCAAAAAAGUGGACUGUCCCUUUAAACAUUUAGGUCCAUAUGUAUGUAUAUAAAAAAAUCAAGUAUUGAAGGGGACAAUUUGGCUGUUUCUUAUAAUUUGGGAGGGACAAAUUUUGCCUUGAUUUUUUUAGCCUAGAUGUUUGGACACCUAUUAGAUGGUUAGAAUUGGUUGCUGGGUAUGUAUUCCUUGGGUUUUAAACCCUUGAGCUUUGCACAUUUAAUGCAAUACCAUUUUGAUGGUCUUGAUACAACCACAGAUGUAGUUUUUAUUACUUGAGUCUUUACUUGAGGCGUGCAUCCAACCAGGCACAACAAGUAAUUCGUCCAUGUUGCUUGUAUGGCUGAGCUAUCCAAGAAGACCAUUAAAAUGUCAAGUCUAGGAUGAAAAUUUUGAGUAGUUGGAGAAGUUUGUCGCUUCACUUAGAACACAGUGUUUACAAUCAGUACCUCAACCCAAAAAUACACCCCAUGAAACCUCAUAAAUUCGUCAUUCCUUAAAAAAACAUUAUGCGGGGACAUGCUCGACCCCUAACGUCCCAUCCCUUUCAUCUGUCACUCUCUUGUCAUUUGUUGGAACAAGUGGCCCGCUUGUGGAGUGCUUUUGGGGUGUGUGGUCACCCCUCUCUCCAAUGUCUUUCUUUUUGAGCAGACAUGAAUGUUUUGUAAAUGCUUUUUAAAAUUUUGGUAUAUGCUUAUUUUGACUUUACCAAAACCGGUAUGGCCGAAUUAAGAGAACUGUUUGAUUUUGAUUUUUUUAUCAAGUUUGUGUCACCUGAGCUGUUUUGCUCCAAAUGAGAAGUUUCGCAUGAGGUGACAGGAGAAGACGCUCAAUGGCUCUGAACUGUUUUCAUUUACCGAUGAAUCGAUCAAAGAAACCAUAUCGCUCUUGGUUUGAACCCACAGUGCCAGAACUGUCGCAGCACACGCGUAGAGAGCUUUGUUCGGUAUCGAUUCAAAUCAGAGAUGUAUCGCAGGUCAUACGGAGGCCUGGGUUGAAUGAGCAGUAUUUGAUGUAUCAACUUGAAAAGCACCUUGUUAAUGUUUUUAUCGCGAUUGGAUUCAAAGAGAAUUUUUAGCUAUCGAGUGGCCUUUUUGAAACACCAGUAACGAUAAGCCUAAGCGAAUUAUACAAACACCACCAAAAUGUUUGCUAUCUUAAGUGUCAAAAUGUGCAUCAUGUUUUGAAUGUUCGUCUGAUAUAUCAAAUACCUUAAACGAUGUUGCGUUACCCAGGUUUCAGCCAGGCAUGAUUUUAAAUUAGGCGAUUGUUUUCAGGCGAUGCCGACUUUUUGAAACAGGGUCCAGACAAGAACACAAUAACGCGCGUUAGCUGCUGUAAAGUUGCGUGUCUAUGCCCUAAACCCCCAGGUAACUUUCGGGAAGCAAUAAAUGCUCAAUGAACAGGCGAAACGUGUACAGAUAAUUCUUACGGUUAAACGUAGACGGUUGCGAAGUAGAGGUCAGGUCUAGAUAUGUAACGAUUUGGAUUAGUUUAGGUGAAAGAUACUAUAUGAUAAUGUGUGAUAUGUACGGAUUUUGCUAAUUUUAGGAAAACGAAAAACUACCAUAUUAUGUUAUAUGGAUUGGAGCGAUGUGAUACUUUAUGAGAUCAUAAUGCAUGAAUGCUUGAGCAAUAUUGUCCAACAUAAACGCUCAUUGGCUGUAGAAAGUCUCGGAAACAGGAUGUACUCGUGUUAAUCUGUCAUCUAUCCAAAUGUCACUCAUAAAAAAGCAUUUGAAGUCAUGCGCGUGUGUGUGCGAGUGUGCAAGUGUGCGUGUUUGCUUGCUUUUUCGACAUCCAUAAGAUUAAAAAAAGGCAUUUCACUGAAUACUUAUUUUUCUUAUCAUUGAACUUGUUAACCAGUCUGCAUAAUGUAUAAAAUAAAAGUAUAUUUUAAAUAUUUUAAAAGAUAUUUUGUAUUUAACCAUAAUAAUUAAUUUCUUCACUCUUGGAUCAAGUUGGCAUUGUUAUGUUGCUGUAUAGAAUGAUAAGAAAAUUAUAUAUCUAUAAUUUUUUAGUGCUUAAAGAAAAAAAUGACAAAACAAGAAAAAAAGUUGGGCAAAUUUAACUUGAAUGUUUACAGAGACCUACAGUGUGUCUCAUUUUGGCUCUCGAACCUUGGACUGAUAGGGGUCCUCAUUGUAAACAUUGGAAGUGAAUUACAGGAUUAUGCUUUUUGAGUUUUGAGUAGUAAAUGCUGCAGUAAAGUAAAAAAGGCCCGUUGUUGAUAUUUGAGACUCUGUAUAGCCGUAAUUUUUAACAUGGACAACAAAUCGGAUAUUAAAUGGAUCCAGUUCCAGCUGCCUAUGGAAACACGGUUCUGUUACAACAAUAGCAAAAAUAACAACAUUAAAAUUGACUUGUUUGGUCUUAAUUACAUUCAAAGCUAAAUGUGGCCUUAUUUUAUUUCAGCAUUUGUAUGUCUUCCAUUCAGAAUCAUGUACUGUUAUCAUCAUAAGCUCGUACCAACAGCUUUCUAUAAAGAAAUGAAACACCGAAGUCAAUAAAUGAGAUCACGCAGCCAAAUAUUUUUUCCUCUUUCUUUGCAAAUACGAUAAGCUAAUGUUUGGAUUUGAAGAAUGAUGUGUAGCACAGUCACAGGAUCUGUUCCCUCUUUCAUUGAAAAGGCCAUAACUGUUAUGAUUUCAUGCUGUUUCCAUGAAAAAAAUAUGUAGCAUCUUUUGCCAUUGUAGCAUUUGGAGAUAAAUGUGAAAUAGCCACUGAAUCAUACUGUUUUACUUUCAAUAGUAACAGUCAGGAUGAUGAUGACACUGUCUGUAUUUUAAAACACAAGCUGCUUGUUGCGUUUUCAUGCCAAGAGUGUCAUGAGUUACAUUUUUUAUGCUAAUUUUUUAUCAUCUGACCUUACUGGAUAUCAUGGUUUGCAUUUGCAUACAUUUUUGGUUUCAUGUUUGUAAAUGUUUUAGGCAUUUGAAAUGUAAAUAUGUGACAUAGGGAUGAAAAAAAUCGAAUUUAAUAAACAUUUUCUACAAUUUAA